GCUUGGAGUUCUUAAUUUAUUUGUCCAUGGGAGGAAGAAGCUUCCUCGUGGUAGGCAAGGCUUUAUAUUUGGAGAUUAGACCAACCUUUUCCUACCUUUCUUGGUUUUCCUUCUCGUUCAACAUCCACCUUGUUCAAAAAGAGUUAGGGUUUCAGUCUCUGUGAAGUUCUUCUUCACCAGCGGAUCUUCCCACCACCCAUUCUUUAUUACAAGACUGUGGUGGUGUGGACAUCAAAAGGGCUGUCUCUGAGAAAUUUGAGGCUGCCCAUCUUAGCUUUCUCAAGGUAGGAGUAGGAAGGAAGGGGUUGAGGAUACAUGGAUGGUGUUACUAAGGAAGAGAAGCUUCCUCCUGGAUUCAGAUUCCAUCCAACUGAUGAGGAGCUGAUCACGUACUAUCUCCACCGCAAGAUCUCGGAUUCGUCGUUCACCGGCCGAGCGAUCGCAGAUGUUGAUCUCAAUAAGUGCGAGCCAUGGGAUCUUCCAGGAAAGGCUAAAAUGGGAGAGAAAGAGUGGUACUUCUUCAGUCUCCGUGAUCGGAAAUACCCCACCGGACUGCGGACAAACCGGGCAACGGAUGCUGGAUACUGGAAGACCACCGGGAAGGACAAAGAGAUCUUCAAUUCCACCACCUCAGAAUUGGUAGGCAUGAAGAAAACCCUCGUCUUCUAUAAAGGGAGAGCUCCCAAGGGAGAGAAGACCAACUGGGUGAUGCAUGAAUACCGGGUCCAACCUAAAUCCACCUUCAAAUCCGGCAAGGAAGAAUGGGUCGUUUGCCGCAUUUUUCAAAAGAGCGCUACGGGGGUCAAGAAGUUCCCCCAGAACCCGGUCCGAGCAAACCCAUUCAACAUUGACAUGGGCCAGGCUGCGCUUUCCAGUCUCCUACAUCAGGACCCUAUGAGCCAAGUCAACAUGGCCAGGGCCUACGCAAACAACGCCGACCUAGUGGACCUGAGCAGGGUCUUCAGGGGCUCCGUCAACAUGAACUUCCUCGGCCAACCACAGAUGCCAUUUACCAACGGUUUACAGCAUCCGGGACUCAACCUCAACCUCCCCACAUUGCAACCAGGAACAUUGCCGGCGGCUGCGCUGGCCGGCGGCCACCACCAGCCGCUGAAGAUGGAUGUCCCAACUUCGGCCAUGCUGUCAAACGUCGGCCUUCACGGCGACACGUGCUUUGGAGCAGAGCUCGGCUCCGCCGGCAAUGCCCGGUUCCAGGCCGUGGACCCAUGCCCGGAUCUAGGAGGCUACUGGCCACCAGCACCAUACUAAGUAGUUCCAAUAUUGAUACCGUAAAUGUGGCGAUUAACUUAAUUAAGUGAUGCAGCUGUUCCUUAAGUUCGUGUCUCCGUUCGUCAAUUUUGGGGAGUUGGAAGAACUCUAGACUGGGGUUUUGGUCUUAUCAAUUGGAUAAAAUCGCAUGAAGGCUUCUAAGUUCAUAUCCUCCUUGUAAGUGGCAAGGGAAAAAUUUGUAAUAUUAAUGAUUGUAAUAGGUGGUUGUUUUCUAUAAAUUAUUUAG
Messenger RNA from Nymphaea colorata (pocket water lily), 1516 nucleotides. Its product is annotated as NAC domain-containing protein 100-like. The transcript has 3 exons. The coding region runs from base 316 to 1269 and encodes 317 amino acids. Gene Ontology annotation, biological process: regulation of DNA-templated transcription. Gene Ontology annotation, molecular function: DNA binding. Lineage: Eukaryota; Viridiplantae; Streptophyta; Magnoliopsida; Nymphaeales; Nymphaeaceae. The record is from RefSeq and is a predicted model, not a curated record.